AUGUCUACAACUUAUUCCUACUUCUUUGCGUCUACUGUAGUUUUAGCUGUCGUUACAGCUCAGUAUUACAAUGCCGGGUCUAUGACAGGCAUCGGUUGCGUUAUUACAGUAAGCGCUGUAGUAUUUAAUAAAAUUAUUAUAUAAUUUUUUUAUAUUUUACAAUUUAGAGUCUUAUUUUAAAUUAGUGUAAAAAACCAUUUAAAAUAUAGUUUAUGUUAUACAAUACGUCUUGUUUGUUUAGGGAGACAAACUGUUUUCUCACGGUAACUACAUAAGGGACUUGAAGGAAGAUGAAGUUAAGGACCUUAACAAGUACAGAGAAGAGUUAACAGUAUUUCAAAAAGUAAGUUAAUAUAGUAACAUACAUUACUUUUGAUUAUAUAGGCUAUAGGUGAAGCUUAUGCUCAAGCAGAUAUAUACAAUGGGACUGCUGCUGUGCUACCUACUUUGCCACCAAGACCUACUAUCCCAUCAUUUUGUACUGGCAACGAAACUACUCUAUAUGUUUUGGGUAAGCAUAUAUCAUUAAUUGCAAGUUUAUAGUGACCAAGUAGUCAAAAUUGGAUAAUAUUGCUUAUAAACCAUUCUUUAGUCUCAUAACUUAUCAUCUAAUUAAAAUACACGAAAACAUACUUUAGGGUCAUGUACCGUACAAAACCACAAAGUCUACGUGAGCGGUAAGUUCGCCCGAGAGUUAAAUGACGACGAAAAGGACAAACUCUACGAAUUUAAUAAGAAAUUGGCUGAGAAUCAAGCUUAUGUGGCAGAAGCCGAGAACGAAACAAAUUCGACGAUGACAGAGACUCCAGUUGCACCUCCAGAAGUCCCCACUCUAGACUUUUGCACCGAGUUUUAA
Bursaphelenchus okinawaensis is the source of this 856-nucleotide messenger RNA. NCBI's taxonomy places the organism in Eukaryota, Metazoa, Nematoda, Chromadorea, Rhabditida, Aphelenchoididae. The record is from the annotation of a GenBank genome assembly.